CGAUCCCAGCGAGAACACACCAAUUAAGAAGGAAGUUCACCUCUCUGCUAGUUAUUAGCUGCGCAGAAGAAGAAGAAAACUUAAAACGAAAAUCAGUAAGAAAGAUGAAGAAAGUCUGUCCUGUUUUAGUUCUCUUCCUAUCAUUGAUGAUGAUAAAUGGGUGUUCAUGUUUGGACCGUAGCCAAUUCCCUUCAUCUUUUUUGUUCGGGACUGCUACUUCCUCUUAUCAGAUUGAAGGAGCCUACUUGGAAGCCAACAAAGGCCUCAGCAAUUGGGACGUAUUCACCCACAUGUCUGCUGGAGAAAUUAAGGAUAGGAGCAAUGGGGAUACAGCCGAUGAUCACUAUCAUCUAUUUUUGGAAGACAUAGAGUUGAUGCAUUCUCUUGGAGUAAAUUCAUAUAGAUUCUCUAUUUCAUGGGUCAGAAUCCUUCCAAAGGGUAGAUUUGGAGAAGUCAAUUCUGAGGGAAUUGCAUUUUACAAUAAGCUUAUUGAUGCUCUUUUGCUCAGAGGAAUAGAACCAUUUGUUACAUUGCACCAUUUUGAUGUUCCUCAAGAGCUAGAAGAUCGUUAUGGCGCUUGGCUAAGUCCUCAAAUGCAGGAUGAUUUUGGGUAUUUUGCAGAUAUCUGCUUCGAGGCAUUUGGAGAUAGGGUCAAACACUGGAUUACACUCAAUGAAGCUAACAUGGUGGCCCAAUAUGGGUACUAUAGUGGAAUAUGGCCACCAAACCGAUGCUCUUACCCUGCAAACAAAUGCAAAGCUGGAGACUCUGAAUUAGAACCUUACAUUGCUGCUCAUAAUAUGAUACUGGCUCAUGCCACAGCAACUGAAAUUUACAGAAAGAAGUAUCAGGAAAAACAAGGAGGAAAGAUUGGCAUUGUAUUACAUAUCUACUGGUAUGAGCCACUAAGAGAUAUUCCAGUUGAUCGUGUUGCUGCACAACGAGCUCUAGGUUUCAUUGCCGCUUGGUUUAUGGAUCCCAUUAUGUAUGGAGAGUACCCACCAGAGAUGCAACAAAUUGUAGGUCUCAGGCUACCAGCAUUUUCAGAGGAGGACAAGAGGAAACUAGCGAACAAAUUGGACUUCAUUGGAAUCAAUCAUUAUAGCACUCUCUAUGCAAAGGAUUGCCUACUUUCACCAUGCAAUUAUCAUGAUGAUUUACUUAAAGAUACCUUUACUUAUGGAACUGGAGAAAAAGAUGGAGUUCUUAUAGGAGAGCCAACAGCAAUGCCUACAUUCUAUGUUGUUCCAGAUAGUAUGGAGAAAACAAUCAUGUACUUCAAAGAUAGAUACAACAACACACCCAUGUUCAUCACAGAGAAUGGAUAUGCACAGCCUAGCAGUAGAAACAUUGAAGAUAUGCUGAACGACACAAACAGGGUGGAAUACAUGGAGGGUUACCUCACUUCUCUAGUUUCUGCAAUGAGGAACGGAGCAGAUGUGCGGGGCUACUUCCAUUGGUCUUUGAUAGAUAACUUUGAGUGGACUUAUGGAUACAGCAUAAGCUUUGGGUUGGUUCAUGUAGAUCGCACAACAAUGCAGAGGACCCCGAAAAGAUCAGCCAAAUGGUUCCAGCAUUUCCUGAAAAAUGAAGCUCUUCAUGCCCAAGAAUAGCAACAGAACAUUGUGCAUUUGUAAUCUAGAACAGUUUUCAUAUAUAUAAUUAUUUAUAUUUAUUUAAAUUGUUUAUUCUGUGGCAUUUGCAAUCUGAAAUUUUUUUUUGAAACAAAGCACAACAUAUUACAUUGUUCAUUUGUAAUCUAGAACAUUGUUCGUAUUAAAUAUUUAUAUUUAUUUAA
Molecule: messenger RNA, 1798 nt
Organism: Hevea brasiliensis (rubber tree)
Lineage: Eukaryota; Viridiplantae; Streptophyta; Magnoliopsida; Malpighiales; Euphorbiaceae
Product: beta-glucosidase 18-like
Exons: 12
Coding region: 105-1613 (502 amino acids)
Biological process (GO): carbohydrate metabolic process
Molecular function (GO): beta-glucosidase activity
Source: RefSeq, a predicted model, not a curated record